This is a messenger RNA of Vicugna pacos (alpaca), 2382 nucleotides long. The record is from RefSeq and is a predicted model, not a curated record. Lineage: Eukaryota; Metazoa; Chordata; Mammalia; Artiodactyla; Camelidae.
CUCGUGCUCACGCCCAAGGAGAAAGGUUCCACCUUCCUGCAGCUGGGCUCAUCCACAGAACAGCAGCUUCAGGUCAUCUUUGAGGUGCUGGAGGAAUACGACUGGACGUCCUUUGUAGCCGUGACCACGCGUGCUCCCGGCCAUCGGGCCUUUCUGUCCUACAUCGAGGUGCUGACUGAUGGCAGCAUGGUGGGCUGGGAGCACCGCGGGGCGUUGACCCUGGACCCUGGGGCUGGCGAGGCCGUGCUGGGUGCCCAGCUCCGCAGCGUCAGCGCCCAGAUUCGCUUGCUCUUCUGCGCCCGCGAGGAGGCGGAGCCCGUGUUCCGGGCAGCAGAGGAGGCUGGCCUCACUGGGCCUGGCUACGUCUGGUUCAUGGUGGGGCCCCAGCUGGCUGGAGGAGGGGGCUCGGGCGCCCCUGGGGAGCCCCUUCUUCUGCCAGGAGGCGCCCCACUGCCUGCGGGGCUGUUUGCAGUGCGCUCGGCAGGCUGGCGGGAUGACCUGGCCCGGCGUGUGGCGGCUGGCGUGGCCGUCGUGGCCAGAGGUGCCCAAGCCCUGCUGCGUGACUAUGGCUUCCUGCCCGAACUUGGCCAUGACUGUCGUGCCCAAAACCGCACCCACCGAGGGGAGAGUCUACACAGGUACUUCAUGAACAUUACCUGGGAUAACCGGGAUUACUCCUUCAAUGAAGACGGCUUCCUGGUGAACCCCUCCCUGGUAGUCAUCUCCCUCACCAGAGACAGGACUUGGGAGGUGGUGGGCAGCUGGGAGCAGCAGACUCUCCGCCUCAAGUACCCGCUGUGGUCGCGCUACGGCCGCUUCCUGCAGCCGGUGGAUGACACGCAGCACCUCACGGUGGCCACGCUGGAGGAGAGGCCCUUCGUCAUUGUGGAGCCCGCCGACCCCAUCAGCGGCACUUGCAUCCGAGAUUCCGUCCCCUGCCGGAGCCAGCUCAACCGCACCCACAGCCCUCCGCCGGACGCCCCCCGCCCCGAAAAGCGGUGCUGCAAGGGCUUCUGCAUCGACAUUCUGAAGCGGCUGGCGCAGACCAUCGGCUUCAGCUAUGACCUCUACCUGGUCACGAACGGCAAGCAUGGGAAGAAGAUCGACGGCGUCUGGAACGGCAUGAUCGGGGAGGUCUUCUACCAGCGCGCAGACAUGGCCAUUGGUUCUCUCACCAUCAAUGAGGAGCGAUCCGAGAUCGUGGAUUUCUCCGUUCCCUUCGUGGAGACGGGCAUCAGCGUCAUGGUGGCGCGUAGCAAUGGCACUGUGUCCCCCUCAGCCUUCCUCGAGCCCUACAGCCCUGCCGUGUGGGUGAUGAUGUUUGUCAUGUGCCUCACUGUGGUCGCCGUCACUGUUUUCAUCUUUGAGUACCUCAGUCCCGUCGGCUACAACCGCAGCCUGGCCACGGGCAAACGCCCUGGUGGCUCAACUUUCACCAUUGGGAAAUCCAUCUGGCUGCUCUGGGCCCUGGUGUUCAAUAACUCGGUACCCGUGGAGAACCCCCGGGGGACCACCAGCAAAAUCAUGGUGCUGGUGUGGGCUUUCUUCGCCGUCAUCUUCCUCGCCAGCUACACAGCCAACCUGGCCGCCUUCAUGAUCCAGGAGGAGUAUGUGGACACCGUGUCUGGGCUCAGUGACCGAAAGUUCCAGCGGCCCCAGGAGCAGUACCCACCCCUGAAGUUUGGGACGGUGCCCAACGGGUCCACGGAGAAGAACAUCCGUAGCAACUACCCCGACAUGCACAGCUACAUGGUGCGCUACAACCAGCCCCGCGUAGAGGAAGCGCUCACUCAGCUCAAGGCAGGGAAGCUGGACGCCUUCAUCUAUGACGCGGCUGUGCUCAACUACAUGGCCCGCAAGGAUGAGGGCUGCAAGCUCGUCACCAUCGGCUCCGGCAAGGUCUUUGCCACCACGGGCUAUGGCAUCGCCCUGCACAAGGGUUCCCGCUGGAAGCGACCCAUUGACCUGGCACUGCUGCAGUUCCUGGGGGAUGAUGAGAUCGAGAUGCUGGAGCGGCUGUGGCUCUCUGGGAUCUGCCACAAUGACAAAAUCGAGGUCAUGAGCAGCAAGCUGGACAUCGACAACAUGGCGGGCGUCUUCUACAUGCUCCUGGUGGCCAUGGGCCUCUCCCUGCUGGUCUUCGCCUGGGAGCACCUGGUGUACUGGCGCCUGCGGCAUUGCCUGGGGCCCACCCACCGCAUGGAUUUCCUGCUGGCCUUCUCCAGGGUAUGGAGAGAGGGAAGUGGAAGGGGAGGUGAGGGGAUACAGGCAGGGAUGACUAGAAUUGGAAGAGAAAUGGGUGCGGGACAGGAGGGAGGGGAGGGACCAAGGGAAGGCAGGUGGUCCAGAGCUUCCGGGGCUGACCCUGCUUUUCCCGCGCCC